AUGCGUCGUUCUCCUUGCCUUGUCCCUGCAAUAUACCUCCCAGACCUCUCACUAACGAUCGCAUCCACAGUCAGCGUAGGCACUCCACCUCAACUUCAGACGGUCAUCCUCGACACUGGCUCCUCCGAUCUCUACUUCGACUCUUCCUCGGCGGAGACCUGUCAAACCUCCGGGCCCGAAUCAUGUCAAGGCGGCACUUUCGACAAGACCAAGUCCGAUACAUACAACGAGUUUGAAGCCUCGCCUGCUUUCAAUACCAGCUUCGGAGAUGGGUCUACCGCCGUAGGUCCGUACGGGCAAGAUAUGAUCGGGAUUGGUGAUGUAGUGGUAUCGCCCGUGCAGUUUGGCCUAGCUGAAGAGGUGGACACUUCGACUGGAUACUCGAUUGGACUGCUAGGAUUGGGAUACUCUACGAAUGAAGCUGUCUCAGGGACGACUGACUUCUACGAGAACUUACCGGAGGUCCUCGCAAGAUCUGGCGAGAUCAACAGCAGGCUGUACUCGAUCUACUUGAACGAUGCUGAUGCAAAUACCGGUACAAUUCUCUUCGGUGGCAUCGACAAAACGAAAUACAAGGGAGACCUUGCCACACUCAACCUCAUACCAGCCGCAUUUGGAGACGGGCAGAGUACUGCAAUCGUCAACCAAUUCAUCACGACUGUGACAGGCGCCUCUGCCACUGUGAACGGCAGAACAAAAGAGCUCUGGUCCGGCGGACGAGACGGCGUUUCUGCAUACAGCUCCAACAACGCCCUUCCCGUCCUCCUCGACACCGGCUCCACCGCCUGGUCUAUUCCCUCAUCAAUCUUCAACAACCUCAUCCUUCCCCAAUUUCCCUACGUCGAUCGCCAAGGCCUAUGUCCUUGCUCCCACGCUUUCUCCUCCGACUCCCUGACCCUCGAAUUCGGUGGCAAAGUCUCCAUCGACAUUCCCGCUCGCCAGUUCAUCGUCCCGGUCAUCAACUCUACCACUCGCGAAUCUGUGCCCUACAGCCGCAGCGAGGAUGCCUGCGCGUUUCUCCUCGUGCCCACCGAUCCCUCCUCCGACGGUUCCCUCUAUGAACCUAUUGGCGACGCCAUCUUGAGAAGCAUGUAUGUGGUCUUUGACCUCGACAAUGGCCAAGUCUCCAUCGCACAAGCAAACGUUAAUUCUACCGACGCGCCGGACAUCGUGACCGUGGCCGCGGGCCCGACGGGUGUCGCAGAGGCCGUGUCAGGGGUCAGCACAGCACCAUCGAAUACAUGGAGCAUAGCACCCGAAGUGCCCGGCGCGACGAGCGCAUUCAGUGUGGUCACGGCUGCUACUCCACUUGGAACCGCGACGGGCGUUGGCGCUGUUCCCGCGAGCGCGCAGGUUGAAGGCGAGGAGGAAGGUGGGUCUAGCACGAGUUCUGGAGGAAAGGGCGGCAAGUCGAAGGGCGCGGCUGCCGGGAGGGUGAGCAUGGGGUCGAUGGAAUUGAAUGUGCUGUGCGGAUUGGCGAUUUGGCUUGUUGCGUUUGGGUGCGGCGUUGGGUUGAUUGUUUAG
Zymoseptoria tritici IPO323 is the source of this 1524-nucleotide messenger RNA. RefSeq names its product aspartyl protease. The transcript is spliced from 2 exons. Gene Ontology annotation, biological process: proteolysis. Gene Ontology annotation, cellular component: fungal-type vacuole. Gene Ontology annotation, molecular function: aspartic-type endopeptidase activity. Bases 1 to 1524 code for a protein of 507 amino acids. Lineage: Eukaryota; Fungi; Ascomycota; Dothideomycetes; Mycosphaerellales; Mycosphaerellaceae. The record is from RefSeq and is a predicted model, not a curated record.